AUGCGCUAUGGUCGACCCAGUACGUUAAUACGAGUGAUGACAGGGCGUAUUCAUCAGCUUCCGUCACCCAAAACCAAUGAUCUGAACAGCAUAAUCGAGUUCGGACUGGCAGUUGAUAGUCUGGUGGAGCAUUUGCGAAAUUCGGAACAAGUAUCUCAUUUGUCAAAUCCAGCAUUACUACAUGAUUUAGUUUCCAAGCUGCCUGUGGAUUAUCGUUUGAAGUGGGCCGCAUUCAAAAGCUCGUUGCCAGAACCGAAUCUUACUGCGUUUGGAAAGUUCAUGUCUACUAUGGUAGAACUAGCCUACGAAGUGGCGGAUGAUUUCCUCCCGGAAAGAGUCAACAAAGUGAGGGCUAAAGAUCGAGUAUUUGUACAGGCACAUUCCGAAUCACCAUCGCCUUCAAGUAGACAAACACCAGUCAACCAAGCUAGCAUAGCAAGAAAAACUUGUGUGGCGUGCAACGAGGAAGGACAUAGAAUUGUGGAUUGUUCAAAAUUCAAGCAGAUGGGGAUUGACGAAAGGUAUAAAAAUCAUGCCAAUAACUUUGUACGCAAAUGGAUGCCAGGUAAACGUCUUCGCGUUUAUCGACGAGGAUCGCAGCUGACAUUACUAGAAGACAUCGUCGCCAGACAGCUCGGAAUCGAUGGACCAACUGAACCCCUUAAUCUACAGUGGACUGGAAACAUCAAGAGGAACGAAUCUAAAUCUCGACGAAUUACUAUGGAAGUAUCAGGCUCAGGAUCGUCCAAAAGGUUCGAACUAUCGGAUGCACGAACCGUGAGUAGCCUAUUGCUUCCCUCACAGUCCAUGCAUUAUGGGGACUUGGCUAGGAGAUACCCGUACCUGCGAGGCUUACCGCUUCAAGAAUAUUCGAACGCAUCACCAAAAAUCCUCAUCGGUCUUGACAAUUUGAAACUCAUUGUGCCUCUGAAAAUUAGAGAGGGAGGAUGGAAAGAUCCUAUCGCAGCGAAAAGCCGACUUGGCUGGAGCAUAUACGGUUGCUCCCUGGUUCCGACGUCGUCAGUAAUCUGUGGGUUUCAUUUUGGAGGAUGGACCGAUCCGGAUCGGGAACUCAAUGAGUUGGUUCGCGAUUUCUUCACCCUGGAAAACGCGGGAGUAAUAAGUCCGCCACUGGUGUUGGAGUCUGAAGAAGAGAAGAGGGCAAAAAUGCUUCUAGAAACAACGACGCGCAGAGUAUCGUCCGGGUUCGAGACCGGCCUGCUGUGGAAGGUGGAUAAAGUGAAAUUUCCUGACAGCCGAGGAAUGGCUACACGCAGACUUCGCGCACUCGAAAGCCGACUCAUCAAAGAACCCGAGCUGUACGACAACGUCCGCCUGCAAAUACAAAUUUAUCUGGAAAAGGGAUAUGUUCAUGUGGCAUCUAAACAGGAAUUAGACAUGCCGCCGGAUCAAGUGUGGUAUCUGCCCUUAGGUGUACACAAGAACUCGAAGAAGCCAAACAAGAUUCGAUUGACGUGGGAUGGAAGAGCAUCGGUUCAAGGCGUGUCGUUCAAUUCGAUGCUUUUAAAAGGCCCGGAUAUGCUUUCGUCUCUUCCAAGCAUACUCUGCCACUUCCGUCUCUAUCGCUAUGCUUUAACAGCUGACAUCAGGGAGAUGUUUCACCGCAUACAUAUCCGUGAAGAAGAUCGCCAAUUCCAGAGAUUCCUAUGGAGGAACCAUGUCAAUCAGGAUCCAGAAGUUUCUCCUUGUUCAGCACAGUACGUGAAGAACCUAAAUGCCAGUGAGUUUGCUGAUACAUAUCCACGAGCAGUGUACGCAAUCCAUCAUUAUCACUAUGUGGAUGACUAUUUAGAUAGUUUCCGUUCACGCGAAGAGGCAAUCAAGGUCGGCAAGGAAGUGCGGAUGAUUCAAAGAGAAGGGGGUUUCGAGCUUCGCGAUUUCCGGUCAAAUGACGCACUAAUAAUAGCUAGCGUCGGUGCAGACUCCGAAGAGAUUGACAAAAAGUUGUUGCUGGAUAAAUUGGCUAACAUUGAGUCCGUACUUGGAAUGAGGUGGAUUCCCAACAGUGAUUGCUUCACGUACGAUCUGGCAAUUCGUGGUGACCUGUUGGACAUUAUUAAUAAGAACCAUAUUCCAACAAAAAGAGAAGUACUGAAAGUGAUCAUGAGCCUAUUUGAUCCUUUAGGAUUGGUUGCGUUCUACUUAGUGCAUGGAAAGGUUCUCAUGCAAGAUAUUUGGACCUCUGGAGCCCAUUGGGAUGACAAUAUCAAUCAACAGCUGCACGAGCGAUGGAUUCAGUGGACUAAAAUUCUGCCUCAGCUAAGUGCAAUUCGAAUCCCUCGUUACUAUUUUCCUAAAGCGGAAUCGGAAGCAUACUCUUCACUUCAAGUGCACAUAUUUGUUGAUGCUAGCGAGUCGGCCUAUUCAUGUGUAGCAUACUUCCGAGUUCUAUCUCCGAACGGCCCACUGGUGUCAUUAGUUGGGGCAAAAACAAAAGUAGCACCUUUGAAAAUGCUAUCGAUUCCACGUUUGGAGCUUCAAGCAGCAGUUUUGGGAACUCGUAUGUUGAACAACGUCAUCUCCAUGCACGGUCUACAAGUCAGCCAACGAAUUUUGUGGACAGAUUCCGCUACAGUACUAGCUUGGCUUCAUUCGGAACAACGGCGCUAUCACCAAUAUGUAGGAUUCCGUAUUGGUGAGAUUCUCUCGACAACAGAACUAGGUGAGUGGAGGUGGAUUCCAUCUAAGUUGAAUGUGGCGGACGAUGCCACCAAGUGGGGUUCUGGGCCUCAAAUAGACGUAAAUAGUAGGUGGUUUGUUGGGCCGAAAUUUCUUUAUCAAUCUGAAGAAAGAUGGCCACAAAAAGGUAAACUAUCAUUUUCAACAGAAGAAGAACUACGAUCGUGUAACGUGCAUCUCCCGGCUGUGUCUAAACUAGUGGAUGUGUCCCGAUUCAGCCGAUGGGAACGACUCCUUCGAGCGAUAGCAUAUGUACAUCGUUUCACAAGUAACAUUCGACGAUCUCAACGAGGAGAACCAUUAGAGCGAGGUCCUUUGAUGCAGCAAGAAUUGCAGAGCGCAGAAGGAACUUUGUGGCAACAAGCACAACGAGCAUUCUACGGUGAAGAAAUUCACGUUCUCCGAAUAAGCAGUGGUCGGCCUGAUGCUCUUCAUGCCAGUAUUUCUAAAUCGAGUAGCAUCUAUAAAUUGUGGCCUUUUGUUGACAAUAACGGUAUACUGCGGAAGCGCAGUCGACUAGCUUCGGCUCCGUGGAUACCGGACGGUGUAAAAUAUCCUGUAAUUCUUCCACGGCAACAUUUGAUUAGCAUUCUGCUAACAGACUGGUUUCAUCGAAAAUUUCGCCACGCAAAUCGUGAGACAAUUGUGAAUGAAAUGAGACAACGAUACGAGAUUCCGAAGUUACGAUCACUGAUUGCAAGAGUUUUCCGAAAUUGUAUGAAAUGUCGAGUCCUCCGAGCUGUCCCUCUUUCGCCUCCAAUGAGCCCACUGCCCAAAGUAAGGUUGAUGCCCUAUAUACGGCCAUUUACUUUCGUGGGACUGGACUUUUUCGGACCAUUAUUGGUGAAAGUUGGUCGUAGCAAUGCUAAAAGAUGGGUCGCACUUUUCACCUGUUUAACUAUUCGGGCCGUACACUUGGAGAUAGUGCAUAGCUUGACAACCGAAGCCUGCGUCAUGGCAAUCCGGCGCUUCGUCUCUCGGCGAGGCUCACCGUCUGAGAUAUAUUCAGAUAAUGGGACAAAUUUUCACGGAGCGAAUAGACAGCUGCAGGAAGAAAUCGAAGAGCGUAAAAAUCGUCUGGCGACUGUAUUCACCAAUUCUACUACACGUUGGAUGUUCAAUCCCCCUGGUGCCCCACAUAUGGGAGGCGUGUGGGAGCGCAUGGUUCGCUCCGUUAAGGUUGCAGUAGGAACAAUCCUGGAGACUCAACGACGACCUGAUGAUGAAGUGUUGGAGACAGUGAUGAUUGAGGCAGAAGCCAUGAUCAACUCCCGUCCGCUAACGUACAUCCCGCUUGAGUCAUCCGACCAAGAGGCUUUGACGCCAAACCACUUCCUGCUUGGAAGCUCGAAUGGAGUUAAACAGCUAUCGGCGGAACCAGUGGACUUUCGAUCAACAUUAAGGAGUGGCUGGAAACUUGCCCAACAUUUGGCAGACGGUAUAUGGAGGCGUUGGAUUAAGGAAUACCUGCCGGUAAUCUCUCGGCGCUCAAAAUGGUUCGAGGAAGUAAGAGGCCUGGUGGAGGGCGAUCUAGUGUUCGUAGUGGACGGAGCUGUAAGAAGCCAAUGGGUACGAGGAAAGGUCAUACGUGUUGUUUGCGGUCCAAGACGGACGUGUACGCCAAGCUUGGGUGCAGACUACAAAUGGAAUACUUCGCCGGCCUGUCGUUAA
Armigeres subalbatus is the source of this 4371-nucleotide messenger RNA. RefSeq lists its product as uncharacterized. The record is from RefSeq and is a predicted model, not a curated record. Gene Ontology annotation, molecular function: nucleic acid binding. Lineage: Eukaryota; Metazoa; Arthropoda; Insecta; Diptera; Culicidae. The coding region runs from base 1 to 4371 and encodes 1456 amino acids. Gene Ontology annotation, biological process: DNA integration. The transcript is spliced from 3 exons.